This is a messenger RNA of Lactuca sativa (garden lettuce), 1041 nucleotides long. RefSeq names its product elicitor-responsive protein 1. The record is from RefSeq and is a predicted model, not a curated record. NCBI's taxonomy places the organism in Eukaryota, Viridiplantae, Streptophyta, Magnoliopsida, Asterales, Asteraceae.
CCUCAAUCAGUACCUUCACUUUUUAAAUUCAAUGCGUAUAGUAAGCCAACUCCAACUCCGAUGGCUUUCCUUUUCUUAUUCAACGUGACGACUUACAACAAGACGUCAAACACGCUAGCACCACCGUCUCCGUAACUUCCUCCAUUGACGUUAUAUAAAUAUUCUCUCUUCAAAAUCUGCAAAUUAUCUUCUCUCUUCUUUGAUUAGUGAUUGAUAUCAAGACUAGUGUUGACAGUGUGUCCGAAGAUAGAGAAAUAUAACGAUGGCAGGUGGUGGCGUAUUGGAGGUGAUGCUAGUGGAUUCCGAAGGCAUUAGAGCAAAAAGGUUUCUCGGUUGUGUAGUUUGCUGUAGUACUUCGGCUGUUAAUAGACCAUAUGUAUGUGUUGAAUACGGGGAUAAAAAACGCGUAAGCAAAGUCGCUCAAGGAAAAGGGAAGAAAUCCAUAUGGGAACAAAAGUUCGAGUUUGUGGUUGACUAUCCCAUGGAUGAAAAGAAGUUGGAUCAAAAGCUUGUGUUUCGUGUCAUGGACAAACAUAAACUUUCCGAUGAUGGAUAUGUUGGUGAUGCUACGAUUCAUGUAAAGGAUGUUGUUUUAAUGGGGAUGGAGAAAGGGGAUGCAAAGCUCGGAAGUCGGAAAUACAGGGUGGUCCGGGAGGACAAAUCUUACACCGGCGAUAUAUCUGUGGGAGUUACUUUCAAGAGAAAAGAUGGGGUGAAUAAUGAUGGUGAAAGGAAGGAAAGCCUUGUAAAUAAUGAGGGUACAAAAAUGGCAACAAAAGAUGGAGUGAAUAAUGAUGGUGAAAGGAAGGAAAGCCUUGUUAAUAAUGAGGAGGGUACAAAAAUGGCAACUGCAUAAUGUCUUGAUCAUUUAAGGUUGUGGUCUUGUGGAUAACUAGUUUUUCUUGUUGCUAAAGACUUAAAUUUGUAGGUUUUAAGACAAUAUUGUCGGAUAAAGGAUAAAGGCAAUUAGAAGUUCGUUGGGUUUGAGUGUGUAACUAGUUUUUCUUGUUGAAACAAGUGCCCGUAAUUAUUUUCAAUUUA